AUGGGUCUGAAGAAGAUGAUGUCUAUUGAAUUAAAACGUGAAAUCAUAGAAAAACAUGAGCAAGGUGUGCGAGUAAUUGACUUGGCGAGGAUGUACGGGCGUAGCACAUCAAUGAUACAUACUGUGCUUAAACAGAAUGAGUUGAUAAAGGGUAUAACGCCAGCUAAGGACGUUACAAUAAUUUCUAAGCUCCGGACCUCUCUCCAUGAAAAGAUGGAGAAACUACUGAUGGUGGGGGUGACAGAGAAGCAGCUUCAAGGAGUAAGCUUAAUACAAAGCAUCAUAUGUGAGAAGGCACUAGCGAUUUCCGGUGAUUUGCUGAAGCAGAUCCCACACACUUCCACAAAUGAGGAAUCGAAAGACUCGUUUAAAGCCAGUCGGAGCUGGUUUGACAACUUUAUGAAAAGGACCGGCAUUCACUCCGUCAUCAGGCAUGGUGAGGCAGCAAGUUCGGAUGUGAAGGCAGCUGAAGUUUACAUCAAAACGUUUUCCGAACUGAUAGAAGCCAAAGGAUACAUCCCCCAGCAAGUCUUCAACUGUGACGAGACAGGGCUUUUCUGGAAAAGAAUGCCGAAUAGGACUUACACAGCGGCACAGGAGAAGACGAUGCCAGGUCACAAACCCAUGAAGGAUAGAUUAACUCUAGCACUUUACGCCAAUGCGAGCGGUGACUGCAAAAUCAAGCCAUUGCCUUCGGAAAAUCCCAGAGUCUUUAAGUCACAUAAGAUUUUAAAAGAAAAACUGCCAGUUGUGGAGGGAAAAUCCGAAUUCGUGCGUCACCAGGAAAUUGUUUGUGGUGUGGAUAAACUUGGUGUUUGGCCCUUCUGUUAA
Molecule: messenger RNA, 831 nt
Organism: Stegodyphus dumicola
Lineage: Eukaryota; Metazoa; Arthropoda; Arachnida; Araneae; Eresidae
Product: tigger transposable element-derived protein 1-like
Source: RefSeq, a predicted model, not a curated record